UAUAUGCUGUGUGUCACUCCCUGCUCACACACACACACACACACACCGUCACACACACUGAUAAAACCGUCAGAGCUGCGCGAGGAGGCACACACUGAUGCACGUGGAAACCAACAGACCCAAACAGUCACCAUGAGUAUCAACUACUCGUCCGCGGCGCCCGUGCAGAGGUCCACGUCGUUUUUUAUUGAGGACAUCUUGUUGCACAAACCCAAGCCUCUGAGAGAGGUCCUCCCCUCUCCCUUCUGUGGCUCCCUGGCCUCCCGCGUCCCCCUCCUGGAGUACGGAUACCCUCUGAUGCCCACCCCGAUACUUGCCCCGCAUCCGCACCACCCGCUCCACAAGCCGGAGCACCACCAGUACUUCUUCACAUCAGCGUGUUGUGUGUCUGCAGGGAUGCAGAUGCCGGCCCUGUUCCAGCACCACUCAGAGUUACCAGGGAAGCACUGCCGGCGCAGGAAGGCCCGGACGGUGUUCUCCGACUCGCAGCUGUCCGGCCUGGAGAAGAGGUUUGAGGUCCAGCGGUACCUGUCCACCCCCGAGAGAGUGGAGCUGGCCACGGCGCUCAGUUUGUCCGAGACACAGGUAAAAACGUGGUUUCAAAACCGGCGGAUGAAGCACAAGAAGCAGCUGAGGAAGGCGCAGGACGAGCGGAAGACCCCCGGCGGGGAGCUGGACAGAUCCGCGGACAACUCGAGUGAGAGCGAGCUGACCGACAGUAAGAGCGGAGAGGAGCUCACACAACACGGACUGCAGCCGGACGCCUUCAUGAUGGACGAGAACGACGACGACGACGACGUGGACAUCGAGGAUGACGUUUGUUCCCCGGAUCACCUUCUAUAGUAGGCUGCAGAGCUGUUCAAUCAGCAGCGUUCACUCUGUAAUAUCCUGUAUAUGAACUGUAUUUUAAACUUUUAAUUACAAAAAUGAAAUAUUACAAUAUUGUUUUAAUAUUAAUUCAAACACGCAUAAUGGACCCAUUUUUUAUAUAACUGACUCUUCUCUCAAUGUAGCUUAUACCAGAAUGUUCGUGUAGUGAGGUCUGAAGAUUACUGCUCCAUUAUUAUUAUUAUUAUCAUUAUUAUUAUUGUUAUUAGGCCUAUUAUUAUCAUCAAUCGAAUAUCGAUAUUAUCACUUGAACUAUAGCCAUUUGUUAAUCGAAAAAUACUUAGGCCUAUGUUUUUGUAUUAACUAUGGAAGCCCUAAGCAGACAUAUAUCCAUAUAUUUUAUUUUAGCCUACUUUUUUUCCGUGAUAACAAUUAGGCUAUUUCCGAUUGUUUCUCGACAUGUCCACUCUUUUUUUUAUCUCGAGAUAACAGCGCCGGGUUUCCCCGUUAUUAGGAGUUAAUUUCUGAGAACUUGAAAAAAUAAUAAAUAAAUUAACUCCUUAUCAAGGGCAAACGGAGUAGCCUAGUCUAUAAUAAAAUGUACAGAGGCAUAUCUUCUAAUGGCUUCCACGAAAAACAGACGGAAAAUCUGUAGCUUAAAUUUUCCAUAAGUUAACCGUGGGCUCUCUUCUUCGUGUAACAUGCCCCAUCGUUUUGCACUUCAACUAUUUCUUGUUUUUAUCCUUUAUCAGUUUGUUUGGAUAUUUUAUUUUCGGUUUGUCAAUAUUCCUUAAAUCAUUUUUUUGUAAAAGGCACUGUUUUUAAAUGCCAUGCAUAUAUGUCUGUAAAUAUACAUUAUGUAAAGAAUAUAAAUAAUGAACCUGCCAUCGGCUCAGUUUGUUCUUUCAAAUCCUUUUAUUUAAAAAUGUUCUUUUUUUCCGGUUUCCUCUGUCCGUCAGACUUGUUAAAGCUGCAUGUUGUUCUCUAACAUUAAGAAGCAGUGUGCACAGCCUGGAGCUGCUUGUUCUCUGCUGGGCGGCCUGCACGGAGCCUGCUGUGCUUUAACACAGACUAACAACAUAAACAGCUAGAAUUACAAAUAACAUGAUCUGUAUAAGAGUGAUCAUUUCUAUAAUAAUAAUAAUAAUAAUAAUAAUAAUAAGUGAACGUCAAGUCGCUUUAAGGACAGAUAGUUAAAUGAUCAUUACAUGAGAAUGAUAGUCAAUGAAAUACAACAGCUGUGUCGUUUCAAAUUGUCUAAACAAAUUAUAUUAAAAAAGGACAGGAAAUUAACUUGC
This is a messenger RNA of Labrus mixtus (cuckoo wrasse), 2126 nucleotides long. It is a transcript of the gene bsx, whose product is annotated as brain-specific homeobox. Gene Ontology annotation, molecular function: DNA-binding transcription factor activity, RNA polymerase II-specific; DNA binding. The coding region runs from base 4 to 843 and encodes 279 amino acids. Lineage: Eukaryota; Metazoa; Chordata; Actinopteri; Labriformes; Labridae. Gene Ontology annotation, biological process: regulation of DNA-templated transcription. The transcript is spliced from 3 exons. The record is from RefSeq and is a predicted model, not a curated record.